AUGGAAGCCUCUUCUUUCAGUGUGAUGAUCGAGAAAGGACACCAAGUCAUCAAGGAGGCAUCGUCACUGCUAUCAUCAUUAUCACCAACCUCAUCAUCAACUGAACAACAAGGACAACUCGUUGAUAAUAUUUUAGACAAGCUUGACGAUGUGUUGGAGUCUCUCCGAAAUGUUCCGGACGAACCAGCCACCUUGACAAGUGACAGUCUUUUUUCACUCAACUCAUCAUUGAAUGAAAAACACUUACAAUGGUUCGAUCUGACCCAACAAGUUGUUCUUUCACAAUGUAAAUUUUAUUUAUUAUUAUUACGUCAAGACUCCCACAAAAAUAGGGACUCGAUGAUGAAUACGUUGGAAAUUUUAAUCCGAGAAUUAAUUUCAAUUCACGAGUGGAUGAAAAGAAGGUGUAUUUCCAUUUUAAGCAAUCCAAAUUACAACAUUGAAAGAAAGAACGAGAUUCAAACAAAAUUCUUGAAAAAAUCAAUGAAUGAUUGGGAACAAUAUGUUUCUCCUGUUUUGGAACAAAUUUCACACAUUACCAUCGAGAAUGAAUAUGAAACUGAACUUCCCAAGUAUUUACAAAAUUAUUUGACAAAAGAUGGAGGUGUGCCAAAGAUUUGUGUGAGAAACAAGAAUCAACAAGAAGGAAAGACUGUCUUGCUGAAUUGUGAGAAUGUCAACGACAAGGAAUUAAUUUUCAGAGAAGCUCCAGUCUGUAGUCAAAUAAUUACAGACUCUUCUGAAAAUCCACUCUACAGAAAAAUUGAUUACUGCCAUCACUGUAUGAGGACCAUAUUUAGUGAAAAGACCAUCUCACAGUCAUCCUUAUUACAGAAAAUUCUCUUCACUCAUCCUGCCACAACAGAUAAGAAUGCUCUGUUACCAUCCUCUUCUCCAAUCCUAUCUCAGUAUUCACAUCAGCAGCAACAUCAACAACAGAUUUGUGUGAAAACAAAACCAGUCGCAUGCAAUCAUUGCUCGCUCGAAGUAUUUUGCUCCGAAACAUGUCGAGAUCAAGCAUGGACACAGUACCACAGUUUGUUGUGUACAAGAAAUUCCUCCGGGUUGCAAAGUGCUUCCUCCACGAGUGAACAUCCAAUGAUUUUGUUGGAACGUUUGUCUGUCAAACAAGGUCGAACUGCUCCCUUAAUGAUCGCUAAAAUGAUGGCCUUUGUAGUGAAUGAUGUAUUCAUGAAAAUUGGACUCACCAAUGAAAGUGACAAGAUUUCCGAUACUUUGAGCCAAUUAACACUUCAGCUCAUUGAAACUCAACUCGCCAAAUCAAUGCAUAUUUUUCAGAGAUUUAUUCAACAUGAAGCCACUCAUCCAUUCGAUACACUCGCUGCUCAACUCAUUCGUGAAUCGAUGGAAUUGUCACUCUAUCAUCUUCCCUCAAAUAUUGAUGUUGUGAAGAAGCAGGAACAAGAAAAUUUGAUUGAAUAUAUGAAGCAUCAUCAGGAUUUGUCAACGAGUCCACUCAUCAGACAACUUGUAGAAAUGGUCAGUGAUGUCAGACACUAUCGUUCUCUUCAUGGAUUAAUUCUUCAAAACUGUUCCACCAUUCAUCCCAUUACCGAUAUUCAUCUUAUUGCUCAUGAGAACUCUACAUUUUCUGAACAAAUUUGUAAAGCUCUCAAUGUUUCAAAUUUCCAACAAGAAGCCACACGUAAAGAUGAAUUAUUACAACUUUCAAUGAAAGGAAUGGGAGCAUUUGCCAUACAUAAUUGCAUGAAUCAUAGUUGCGAACCCACUGCUGUGAGUGUCUCUGAUCAGAAUAAUCAUGUCUUGAGUGUUUAUGCACAUCAUGAAAAUGGACUGAAAAAGGGAGAUGAAGUUCUGAUUAGUUAUUUCGAUGAAAAUGCACCCUAUGAAGAGAGGAAAAGAAAAUUAUUGGAACAAUACAAGUUUGAAUGUCACUGCCCUAAAUGUGAAAGAGAAUCGAGAACUAAAAAGUGA
Naegleria fowleri is the source of this 1956-nucleotide messenger RNA. RefSeq lists its product as uncharacterized. The transcript has a single exon. NCBI's taxonomy places the organism in Eukaryota, Heterolobosea, Eutetramitea, Acrasida, Naegleriidae. The record is from RefSeq and is a predicted model, not a curated record. Bases 1 to 1956 code for a protein of 651 amino acids.